AUGGCUACUGGCAUCGAAACAGCCGGUGUCGUUCUGGCCCUUCUGCCAGUGCUGGUACACCAGAUCGGCAGCUAUGUCGAAGGGCUCCAGAUGUUAAAUCGCCUAAAAUGGGGGGUUUACCGGAGCUGGAUGGAACGCAACUACACCGCCUUAGAAAAUGAAAGGGCAAUCUUGCUCAAUACACUGCUGAUCGCUGUGGACGGAAUCACUUACUAUGGAUUUGGCGAUCAGACCAGCGAUUCCCCUGCCGAAUACUGGAAUAGCCCGGAGGUACGGUACCAGCUGAGGCGGAAGCUUGGAGAUACUAUUUAUGGCCAAUUCACGAACACAUUGGAAGUGCUACUAGGCCUGCUAGAUACGCUAACCGAGAAGUUGGGCUUGAGUGUUGACAGAACUGGAAGAAGUGUUCUCAAGAAAAUCCGACAUCUCUCCCUACACACCGUUUACGAUGACCUGAUCAAACAGAUCGCGUAUUACAGCGGCCAUCUACGGACCUUCGUGGCGCAAUGCAAUCAGAUUCGGGAAAUAAAUGCAAGAAGGACCGUAUUCCAAGAAACGCUACGGCAACACCAAAUAGACCGUCAAUUAGCAAGCAGCCUGCAUAAUGCGAUCAUUAACGGGAAUUAUUGGCCAUGUCUUUGCAAGCCUCAGCACAGACUUUACUUUAUGUUUGACUUCUCGAACUCCCCAUGGACAUGUGACCCGUCAAACCCACCGGACCCUAAAUCUCCAAUGAUGAAAUUGAAGAUGGAGGUCCUGAUUUUGGAGAACCCUAAUCGCUGGCACGAAGUCGAGGCGAAACCAGAUAAUCGUAGGUUCCCGCAGGAACUGUGUCGUGAUAGCCAUACUACAUCAAGCCAGCAAGGGCUAUCAAUUGAUGGAAACAUACCCAACAUCAGCUUCCCCCAAGGAAUUGCAAGUACCGAACAAGGAACCGUCAUUGGAGCCCAAGACCUGCCGGCCGCAGUUCAGAUCACCAAUAUGUGCGUUUCACUGUCAGCCGUCGGUAUCAACGAGAGCAAUGAGAUGCUUCUCGGGUACGUGACAGACACAAUGCACAGACUUAAUAUUUACCAUCUGCGAAGCAAUGCAGAGAGCGUACGGAACAUACAUUCAAAAUCUCUUGAAGAGCUAUUUGCAACACUGUCCUCCUCGCCUUCUGAUACUACUGUCCAAGAAACCUUUACGGUUCAAGACCGCUUGAAAAUCGCGGUAGAUCUUGCAUGUGCAGUUCUUCAGUUUCACGGGAGCUGGCUCAAAAGAGAGUGGAGAGCUCGAGACAUCUUGGUCUUCAAAGAUCCACGCGUCCCAAAACCUGAACCCGUACCCAAACCCGUACCCGUACCCUAUGUUGAGUGGGACCUGAAUAAUGAGCCCAGUCAGGUACAGGCGGGCACACCUUUUAUCCAUUUGGGGUUCGUACUGGUGGAGCUGUCUCAGUGUCAGACCCUGGAGGCGUUAAAGACAGGGGAAGAUCAUGAUGAAGUGCAGGUUGUGGCUAAUCGCAACACGGCGCUCCGCCUUCUACCAUUUGUGGAGGCGACAAGCGGGCAAAGCUAUCGCCAAGCGACAGAACAAUGCUUGAAUUGGCCGAAUUGUACACUUGACAACGAUAAUAUCUCCAAGGCAGUUCGGUCAAUUAUUGCGCCUCUAGUGGGAUACUGGAGGAUGCUCAAAGGGACAGAGCAUCCACACUGAGGGAGGUACAGAAGUG
Messenger RNA from Aspergillus neoniger CBS 115656, 1714 nucleotides. RefSeq lists its product as uncharacterized. The transcript is spliced from 2 exons. Lineage: Eukaryota; Fungi; Ascomycota; Eurotiomycetes; Eurotiales; Aspergillaceae. The coding region runs from base 1 to 1698 and encodes 565 amino acids. The record is from RefSeq and is a predicted model, not a curated record.